Molecule: messenger RNA, 1297 nt
Organism: Desarmillaria tabescens
Lineage: Eukaryota; Fungi; Basidiomycota; Agaricomycetes; Agaricales; Physalacriaceae
Exons: 13
Coding region: 30-1103 (357 amino acids)
Source: RefSeq, a predicted model, not a curated record
CCUCAAGCUACUGUUACUUCAGUCUAACGAUGCGCUCUCUUCUCUCUCUUCUCUUGGUCGCCGUCAGCGUCAAUGCAUGGUUUAGGCUCCCAUGCACGCUGCCGCUCGUUCAAGAACGUCUGGACCCUAUCCUCCAACCCGGUUCGAACCCCUCCCAACAUGUCCAUACUGUACACGGAGGAUCUAACUUCGGGCCUGCCAGUACCUACCAAACUAUGCGCCAGUCUCAAUGCACUUCAUGUCAAGUGGGACAGGAUCUCUCCAAUUACUGGUUCCCCAAGCUCUAUUUCAGGGACCCUCAAACGGGACUGUUUGAAUCUGUUCCUAACGGCGGCCUUUUAAUCUACUACCAGAACCGUGGUAGCAUGGACGUUGCUAACGGCGGUCCUGGGCUCAAAGCCUUCCCGGAAGGAUUUAGGAUGAUCACCGGAGACCCGAGGAAGCGUAGUUUCCAAUACCCCACUGGCUUGGGCACUCAAGCCGAACUCGCCGAACGUGCUAUCGCUUGGGUCUGCUUGCGCUACACGACGAGUAACCCCGACUAUGGAGGAACCGGCGGAUUCCCCUACACCGAUUGCGAGGCCGGAUUCCAAUCUAGGUUGCAUUUCCCUGCAUGCUGGGAUGGCGUUAAUGUGGACAGCUCUGACCAUAAAUCCCACGUUGCGUUCUUAUCCCAGUUGGACAAUGGCGACUGUCCCUCCACGCACCCCGUUGGUCUCAUGAAGCUCUUCUACGAGAUCACCUGGGAUAUUCAUGACUUCGCUGGAAGGUGGAGCGAGAGUGAUGGAUGGCCAUUUGUUUAUGCUCUCACUGACCCGACAGGAUACGGAUGGCACGGUGAUUUCCAGAACGGAUGGGAUGUCGACGCUCUCCAACGUGCGAUCGACCAGUGUAACGACCCUGAUAACGAUACUAUUAACGGCGUCUUCAAUGCUUGCUCGGUGUUCAAUAUCAUCAGCGCUGACACGGCUAACCAAUGCAAGAUCAAUGCCGUAGUCAAUGAGGAUACUGAGGGCACGCUUGCCAAGCUUCCUGGAUGCAACCCACUCCAGAAAGGUCCUGGGGAUGCUACCAUCUAUUCGGAUGCUCAAUGCCCAUACUGAUGCGGGCGUGGUAGCUAAUGAUAUUGUUUUUAUGUACGACUUUAUGUAUAUUGUGACUGUAUAUCUCAAUGAACGUUCUGUUUUCGGCUUCUAUUACUCACAUUUCCUUUGUAUGAGUCUUACGAGCCAAUUAUCAUCAAAAGUGGUAUUCCGGCAAAUGCAGUGAAGCGGAUAAGCAGGCCGGCCCGUUCGAG